AAUGAUCGAGUCAUUGAAUCAUUCAGAAUCAAACGAUUCUUUUACUGAUUCAAACAACAUUGCUAGCGUGUUGUAGCUGUGUUGAUUCUCUUGUGACUUAUUCUGGAAAUAUUUUCGCUGGUGGAGAAAAAUAGACAACGUAUCUGGCAAUAUUGUGUCUAAUAUAGGUGCCUGUGUGUACAUGGACAGGGGCAGCUCCUAAUAUCUACAGACAACAGAGAUGGUAGGAGCACAAAUAGAAGGACUGUGGGAACACAAGAAGUACUGGAAACAUCUCGCUCAGUAGCAUAUGUAGUUAAUCAAGCGGAAGUUUUUUUGGCUUUUUGAGAACACGUUCAACCAGUGGGUGACAUGGUGAUAGCAGCGCUGGAGUUGAUGGGGUUCUUUUUUGGCCUCUUUGGCAUGCUGGGGACCCUGGUAGCCACUCUCCUGCCAUAUUGGGCAACGUCCGCACACAUUGGCCCCAACAUCGUGACAGCGGUAGUCACCAUGAAGGGUCUAUGGAUGGAGUGUGUCUACCAGAGCACCGGAGCCUUCCAGUGUGAGACCUACAACACCCUUCUGGGGCUCACCGCUGAUCUACAAGCAGCCAGGGCCAUGAUGGUCAUCUCCUCCAUCUUUUCCGUCAUGGCCUGCGCGGUGUCCACCGUUGGCAUGCAGUGCACCGUCUGCAUGGAUGGGUCUUCGGUUAAGAGCAAGGUGGCUGGGAUAGGUGGUUCUCUCUUCCUCCUGGCAGGGCUCUUGUCAUUGAUACCUGUGUCUUGGAAGACCCAUGAGGUGGUGCAGACCUUCUACAUGCAGAACAUGCCAGCCAGUCUAAAGUUUGAGAUAGGUGACUGCCUAUACGUGGGCUUGGCUUCUUCGCUUUUGUCCAUGCUAGGUGGAGGGCUGUUGAGUGCAUCCUGUUGUGACGAUUUGGAUGGUAGCAGGGGAACCAGACGCCAUUACCCCUACCCUGACCGCACCGGACCACGUGGACCGUCCCAUUCGAUGCCCUACCAUCCAGCCAUAAACCCCAACCUUGCCAACAAGAACCAGACCCUUAACAGCCAUACAAGCACUAGUACCCACUCCACUGCGCCAGCUCAGGAUUCCAGGAAAUCAGCUCGGCACAACACAGCAGCUGGGUAUGAUGUCACAGGCUACGUUUGAGGAUUUGUGCUAAUCGUUUUGUACCAUUUUUCCUAAAAGCACAGAAGUGAUUAAUACUUGGACUCUCAAAAGACUCUUAUAAUAGGCAGAAUGCUGGAUUAAAGGAACACUCCACUAUUUUUGAAAAUAGGCUCAUUUUCCAACUCCCCUAGAGUUAAACAGUUGAGUUUUACCGUUUUCCAAUCCAUUCAGCUGAUCUCAGGGUCUAGCGUUAGCACUUU
Cyprinus carpio (common carp) is the source of this 1373-nucleotide messenger RNA. RefSeq names its product claudin 2 (gene cldn2). Gene Ontology annotation, biological process: cell adhesion; bicellular tight junction assembly. Lineage: Eukaryota; Metazoa; Chordata; Actinopteri; Cypriniformes; Cyprinidae. Gene Ontology annotation, cellular component: plasma membrane; bicellular tight junction. Gene Ontology annotation, molecular function: structural molecule activity. The record is from RefSeq and is a predicted model, not a curated record.